Molecule: messenger RNA, 2529 nt
Organism: Anarrhichthys ocellatus (wolf-eel)
Lineage: Eukaryota; Metazoa; Chordata; Actinopteri; Perciformes; Anarhichadidae
Gene: txlnbb
Product: taxilin beta b
Exons: 10
Coding region: 887-2467 (526 amino acids)
Molecular function (GO): syntaxin binding
Source: RefSeq, a predicted model, not a curated record
AAUUAGAGCACGCAGGGAAUCGGAUGAAAUCAUUCACAUUUUACCUUCAGGCAGAGUGUGGACACACACACACACACACACACACACACACACACAAAAAAAAAAUCUCUUCAGAGUGAAAAAUUGGAGACUCCUACCAGUGACAUCCUCUGGUGAAAAGUGAUUACUGCAGUCACAACAUGGAACAAGAGAAAUAAAUGAAUGCUUCCAAAAAUAGUUCUCACCUUGUGGAUAAUAUUCAACCACUUUUAGGUUGCGGCCAAUUCAGCAAAAAAUGCUGACGGCACAUUCAGUGUGCACUGCACUCGACUGCAUGUGUGAACCAUGUAUGAAGUGAGGAAAUGACUGUGAUCCUCGUGGUGCAUUAUGCCAGCUCUUCUCUGGGUUUGGGAGGAGGUAUGUUCUAAUUCUGGCCAAUCACAUAGACAGAUCUUUUUUUCUUUUCUUUUUUUUUUUCUAUCCUGCUCAGUGACUAUGCCUGUCAGGCCCAUUUGUUAGAAUAAUUAUAUGGCUGUUAACAGCAUUGCAGCUUAAAAUAAAGUUAGUGCUGCGACGGCUUAAAGCAGCAGAGGCAUCGCACAAAAUGGCUGCUGAAGAUCAGGGAAAAAAAAAACUUUCAAUGAUGAAGUAUUUUGAUUGUAUUCAUACACACGGCGACUGUGUUUCACUUCCUGCUUGCAUUACAAUCAGAGGACUAUGGGUGUCCUGGACAGAGACAUGCAGUGUCUCUGUUCUCCCUCUCUCUGCUCAGAGUGAGCUCUGCUCCUCUGGUUUAUUUUGAGGUGGUCUUAUCACAGCUGUUGUAUCUGUGGUAGCAGCUUGUCCCGAGCCCCUCGACACUCUUCCUUUUCCCACUCUGGCCCUUGGUCCUGUACAGCUCAGAAUAAUGGAGGCUUGUCCUGCACCCACGGGUCCCGAGGCGUCGCCAGCCGAGGGUCGGCACAUUGACCUGACAGAGGACCUGGCCCAGCAGCUGGAGGACAUCAUUAGCACCUACCAGGCUGACGAGAUUCCCGCUGAGCCAGAGGACACAGAGGAGGUCACAGCCGUCAAAGAGCCAAACUCCCGCAAGGACCAGAAACUGGAGAAGAAGAUGCUCAAAAACCUAGGAAAAGAAGCCAUGCUGCUGAUGCAAAGUUUGAACAAACUCAACACUCCAGAACAGAAACUGGAAGCCAUCAUCAAGAAGCACGCUGAGCUGUUGGAGGAGCACCGGAGUGACCAGAAGCAGCUUAAAGUUCUGCAGAGGAAGUUGCUCCAGGUGAUGAAGGAGAAGGACCAGCUGCAGAGCGAGCACAGCCGGGCAGUGCUGGCUCGCAGUAAACUGGAGGGGCUCUGCCGAGAGCUGCAGAGGCACAACAAGACCUUAAAGGAAGAGACCCUGCAGAGGUGCAGGGAGGACGACCUGAAGCGGAAAGAGAUCACCACCCAUUUCCAGGGGACGCUGAGUGACAUUCAGGUCCAAAUCGAGGAACACAGCAGCCGCAACACCAAGCUGUGCCAGGAGAACAGCGGCCUGGCAGAGAAACUGAAGGGGCUCAUUUCACAAUACGACCACCGAGAGGCGAACCUGGAAAAGGUCUUCAAACACAGAGACCUGAAAGAAAAGCUGCUGGACACCAAACUCACGCAGGCCAACAUGAUACUGAAGGACACAGAGGACAAGCACAAGCUGGAAAAAGAGCUUCUGCUAAAACAGGCGGCAGCAUAUAAAAUGAAACUGAAGGUCAUGAAGGAGCAAGAAAGCGAUAUGAGGAUCCAGCUCGAGAUGUACUCCAAGAAGUUUGAUGAAUUCCAGGGCACGGUAUCAAAGAGUAACAGUGUCUACAGCGACUUCAAACAGGACAUGGACAAAAUGGCCAAGAAAAUGAAAAAGCUGGAUAAAGAGUGCCAGUCGUGGAAGAGUCGCUUUGAUAGCUGCAACAAGAGUCUCGUUGACAUGGUGGCAGAUAAAACAAUCAAGGAAAAGGAGUCUGAGCUCAUCACCAGCAAGAACCAAAAGCUUGAGAAUCUGUGCAGGGCUUUGCAAGAGGAGAGGAAGAGUCUCUAUGAGAAGGCGCAGGCAGCUGGAAGUCAACCACACAACAACAGUGCUGAACCAACAGAGAAGGAGGGCCCAGAGGAGCUGGAGACCCCUAAAGUCCCUAAAGACGAAGACCCCGUCCAGAAAACUGCAGCUCCUGCCUCUGCUGCCCCCGCCGGGACACCAACACCCAAAACUCCAAUGACCAAGGAACUGGCUGAACUGAAGGCUGAGCAGAGCCGCCUGAAGGAGAUUGCCGGCUCUUUUACAAUCUCUCACGUUAUACCCACAGAAACAGUCGUUAGCCAAUCACAAGGACUGUCUGAGGGCGUCCAGGAGCCAGAAGAGAACCACAUAGAGGCGAUCAACGGCGAACACCUCCAGGAGGUCGAGGAGGACGGAUGCCAAGAAGAGAGAGAUUUGGAAAUGGAGUCAGUUGAUUAAUGCUGCAACUAACGCGGUAAAGAAAUCUGGCUCGUGUGAGAUUCAUAGCAAUAAAAAGAAAA